AGGGAGCGGGAGGGGAUAAGUUGUGCUGCUGCCGCCAUCGCAGCAACACUCAAACGGGAAGACCGGUCGCUGUAGUCGCCACCAAGAGGAAGAGUAGCGACGCCGCUACGGUCGCCAUCCCUGCAUAAUAGAGUUUCCUGACAGUGGUGCCAUGAAGACUAUUUUGGUGCAUACAUUGACGCUGAUUUUGGUUGUUGGAGGUACGCAUUCGGCCAGGAUUUUGGGUAUCAUCCCAACUCCCUCUAUCAGCCACCAGCUGCCCUUCCGACUGAUAGCUCUCGAACUUGCCAAGAGAGGGCACCAGGUCACACUUAUUACAACGGACCCUGUGAAGAAAAAUGUACAGAAUUACACGGAAAUAGACUUGUCUAGUACGUACGAUUACUGGCGAGCAACGUUUGAUUUUACAUCCAUGUCUGAAACAAGUCCCAUUGCAUUGAUGAGUAUGAUGGAAGAAGCUGGGAAACGUAUUUGCGAACUACAGCUUGGCUCUUCUCAGAUCAAAGACUUCCUCAGAUCCCGGCCGUCUUUCGACGUCAUUAUUCUGGAGCAUCUCAUGUACCAGUGCUACUACGGUUUGGUAUAUGAGCUGGGAUCACCGCCGCUGGUUGGUUUCGUGUCCCUAGGUAUCCCCUCUCCCGUCCAUACCUCGUAUGGAAAUCCCAACAAUCCUUCCUACUGCCCAGAUCUCAUGCUUGGCUACUCCGAUCACAUGUCCUUCUGGGAGCGAAUGUACAACACGUAUAUAAUACUCCGUCUGAAUUACCUUUGGCGGAAUGUAAUACUGAAGACUCAAGAUGAGGUCAUGAGAACGUAUUUCGGUGCUGAACCGCCAUCUGUGCUGAAAACAGAAACAAACAUAAGCCUGAUCCUCGUGAAUAAUCACUUCAGCAUGAACUACCCACGGCCGAUGCUACCAAAUGUGAUAGAACUGACAGGGCUGCACAUCGAAAAGCAACGAAAGCCUCUACCCAAGGAUAUUCAAAGUUUUCUUGAUGGCGCGGAAAAUGGAGUCAUCUACUUCAGCCUGGGUACCAACGUCCGAGGCAGUACGAUGCCCGAGCACAAGCGUCGGGCCUUCCUGGAGGCUUUCUCGCAGCUGCCACAGAGGGUACUGUGGAAGUGGGAAGCAGAUGACCUCCCUGGCCGUCCAGGAAAUGUCAAAAUAUCCAAGUGGCUGCCACAGCAAGAUGUGUUGGCUCAUCCAAACAUCAAACUGUUCAUUACACAAGGUGGGCUCCAGAGUAUGAAUGAGGCAGGCUACUUUGGUGUUCCUCUAAUCGGAAUUCCAUUCAUGGGUGACCAACAAAACAAUGUGGCGAAAAUGGUUCAAGCAGGCAUUGGCUAUCAUCUGGAGUUUAAAGAUGUCACAACUACUACUGUUUUGAAUGCUAUUCGCACUGUUCUCGGCGAUCAAAGCUAUCGGGAGAACAUGGAGCGCUUCUCAGCAGUGUACCGCGAGCACCAGGAGACGUCGCUGGACAGAGCCGUGUGGUGGAUCGAGUACGUGAUACGCCACAAGGGAGCUCCGCACAUGCGUAGUGCAGCCCUCGACCUGAGCUGGUGGCAGCUGCUACUGCUCGACGUCAUCGCGUUCGUUGUGGUGACUGCCAGCGUUGCUCUCUACGUCACCUACAAGGGAGUCAGCUACGUAGCGAGGACGCUAAGUCUCUCUCGAAAAUUGAAAAGUUCGUGAGCCGUUCAGAGGUCAUGAUGGGAUGACGACAAUAAAAUUCCACAGUUGUUUGCAUAACAAAAGUGCAAAAUCUAUAAAACAGAAAUAAAGAUUUAAUGGUCAAAUCCAUAAUUCGCAACUGUGGGCACUUCGGUCUCAUUACCAAGUGUCAAAAUUAUUACCAAGUGUCUCGCUGUGUAGGCAGUGAUCCGCAGGUUGAACAGUUUUCAGUGGAAUUGAUUACAAUUUUCGUGAAUGUGUGAACAUACUUGUGGAUAAAGACAAUCAGACCCAUCCCCCGACUGUUCAUUCUAAGUGUAAAUACAGUCAUGAGUUAGGGAGCAUGUUGUUCUCAAGUGUAUCAGUUAUAUGUUUCCGCAAGUACAACGAGAAUUGCAUGCAGUGUCUCCUUCCCCAAUAACAUAUUAUCUUCGAUAUUUUAUUUUCUCUUAACACUACUCCCUCCCUUUACGGACUGCACUGGUCUUCUUAUCUGGUCAAGGACAUUCCUUGCUGAUGCUGCUUAACGAUGAAAAUCUACUCAGGAACACACAGCUAAAUUCAGCGAAUAUGAAAGGAGCUGAGGGUAACCUUGAACGGUGGGUGUUGUAGAGGACAUAUAAGUGACUGUACUGUAUUGCAUUGUACACAGUCCACGAAAAUAUUGUUUUGAGACUGUAUUGAACACAAAAUGUUUUCAGACUUUCGGGAUGCAAGUGUUUCGAAUCUCUGCCUGGUCAUCCAGACUUGAACUUUUCGUAGUCGCUCGAAAUAUCUUAAGCUUAAGAUUUACGCCGGGACUAUUUCCUUGAAAUGAGCAGGUCCAAUUUGAUUUUCCUUUGUUCCCCUACCCGUGUUUGUGCUCCGUGUCUGAAGACGUCUGAGGAACGUUAAACCAUAAUCUUCCUUUGUUCCUUUAUUUAAAGAUAGUCCCCUCAAGAGGAAUACAGCCAGUUUCCUUCCCCUCAUGUACCCAAGUGAACCAGCACGCUUCCUGUAAGUGUCUUGUAAUCAACAGGAAGUUAAUCCUUUUUCCAAAAAAACUCAUUGCGUUACUGAAGAUGCUACAAUGAAUCAGACUUGUUGAUAUACAUUCAGACAGAUUUAAACAUUUAUAUUUUUACAGUUCACAUCUUGUCCAUGUUCUCGGCCAUUACAAGAGGCCACAAACCUAUGUGCCGACUACAUGUGUAUCUUUCUAAUACAAUUUGUAUUAUUAACACCAGCCCGUGAAAAGAGGUAUAAUGGUAGUAACCCCAUGCUGAGAGACACAUUGCGUGUAUCUGAUCCUCGUAGUAACUCUUCAUAUGGUCAUUUCACCCACAACUUUUGUAAUAUUCUAUUUCUUGAAAUGGCUGUGAAGUUUUGUUAUGUUAUUCUUAGUCUUGAAAUGUACUAUGUUGAUACCUCUAUAAAUAUUAUUCUUGCUGGAUAACCUAACCGGAAUCAACUUAAUUUUAACAUAAACUGAAGUACUUCCAUAUCUGCAACCCGCAACUGCCUACUUCUUCCGUGUAAGUAGUGUCUAAUACAACUCCACUUUCAUAUCUAUUUAAGUCUUAACGAAGUAUGUACUGCGUUAUUCUGCACCUCCUCCAUGGAGCAAAAGUAUUUUUGCAGCACUGUUGUGUGUUAGGCAGUCAUAUGAACACACUUUUGUUUUCAAACAGCACCUGUUUAUGUUACUAUGAAAUCAAUGCUGUAUAACGGAAACGUAUUUUUGAAAAUUUAUCCUGUUACUGUCGCCUAAUAAA
Messenger RNA from Schistocerca serialis cubense, 3429 nucleotides. RefSeq names its product UDP-glycosyltransferase UGT5-like. The coding region runs from base 152 to 1696 and encodes 514 amino acids. Lineage: Eukaryota; Metazoa; Arthropoda; Insecta; Orthoptera; Acrididae. Gene Ontology annotation, molecular function: UDP-glycosyltransferase activity. The transcript is spliced from 7 exons. The record is from RefSeq and is a predicted model, not a curated record.